This is a messenger RNA of Gekko japonicus, 750 nucleotides long. RefSeq names its product cationic trypsin-3-like. Gene Ontology annotation, molecular function: serine-type endopeptidase activity. The coding region runs from base 1 to 750 and encodes 249 amino acids. The record is from RefSeq and is a predicted model, not a curated record. NCBI's taxonomy places the organism in Eukaryota, Metazoa, Chordata, Lepidosauria, Squamata, Gekkonidae. The transcript is spliced from 5 exons. Gene Ontology annotation, biological process: proteolysis.
AUGAAGUUCCUUCUGCUCCUUGCCUGCCUGGGUGCAGCUGCUGCUUUUCCCUUUGGUGACGAUGACGACGACAAGAUCGUAGGGGGUUACACCUGCCCGGAGCACUCUCUCCCUUACCAGGUGUCUCUGAAUGCGGGGUACCACUUUUGCGGGGGCUCCCUCAUCGACAAUCAGUGGGUCCUUUCAGCAGCCCACUGUUACCAAUCUGGCCGCAUACAGGUAAGACUCGGGGAGUACAACAUAGAUGUGCUGGAAGGCUCAGAAGAGUUCAUCGAGGCCGAGAAACAAAUUCGCCACCCUGGCUACAGCCCAAGGAACAUGGACAACGAUAUUAUGCUCAUCAAGCUGGCCACCCCCGCCACCUUGAACUCCCGCAUCCGGGCCAUUUCCUUGCCUUCCCGGUGUGUAACAGCUGGGACCGAGUGCCUCAUCUCGGGGUGGGGGAACACCCUCAGCAAUGGAUGCAACUUGCCCGAGCUCCUCCAGUGCCUGGAUGCUCCCGUCUUAACUGAUGCAGAGUGCAAGGAUGCCCUUCCCGGGAAAAUCACCACUAACAUGAUGUGUGUGGGGUACUUGGAGGGCGGCAAAGAUUCCUGCCAGGGUGACUCUGGUGGACCUGUGGUGUGCAACGGGGAGCUCCAAGGCGUUGUGUCCUGGGGGGUAGGGUGUGCCCUGAGUGGCUACCCAGGGGUAUACACCAAGGUCUGUAACUACGUUGACUGGAUCCAGGAGACAAUUGCAGCCAACUAA